Corvus hawaiiensis (hawaiian crow) is the source of this 1209-nucleotide messenger RNA. It is a transcript of the gene NME6, whose product is annotated as NME/NM23 nucleoside diphosphate kinase 6. The transcript is spliced from 5 exons. Gene Ontology annotation, biological process: CTP biosynthetic process; UTP biosynthetic process; GTP biosynthetic process. Bases 41 to 601 code for a protein of 186 amino acids. Lineage: Eukaryota; Metazoa; Chordata; Aves; Passeriformes; Corvidae. The record is from RefSeq and is a predicted model, not a curated record. Gene Ontology annotation, molecular function: nucleoside diphosphate kinase activity.
CUCUGCGCCGGCGCCUCGGCCGCGCCGCUGCGGCCUGGCCAUGGCGGCCCCGCGCGGUGGCGCGCGGCGGCUGCAGUUGACUCUGGCGCUGCUCAAGCCGGACGCUGCGGCCCAUCCGCUCGUGCACGAGGCUGUGCACGCCGCCAUCCUGCGUCACCGGUUCCUCAUUGUCCGCGCCAAGGAGCUGCGGUGCGGCCCGGAGCAGAGCCGCCGCUUCUACCGGGAGCACGCAGGGCGUUUCUUCUACCAGCGGCUGGUGGAGUUCAUGGCCAGUGGCCCCAUGUGGGCUUACAUCCUGGCCCACGAGAAUGCUGUCCCUCUAUGGAGAUCCCUGAUGGGACCCACUAAAGUGUUCCGAGCCCGACACAGUGACCCAGACUCCAUUCGAGGUGCCUACGGCCUCACGGACACCAGGAACACGACCCAUGGCUCAGACUCACCUGCCUCAGCCAGCAGAGAAAUUGCCUUUUUUUUCCCUGAGUUCGAUGAGCAGCGCUGGUACGAGCAGGACGAGCCCCGGCUCCGCCGCGGGCAGCUGUACUACAGCGCCGAGGAGCGUGUGCACCGCGUGCUCAGGGCAGAGGAGGCAGAGGUGACCUGAGUUACCUGUGGUAGGGUUUGGUUUGCUGACCUGGCAACAUGUGUGGGCACUCUCUUGGGGCACCAGACACAGAGCUGUGCUGUGGUUUAGGGAGUGUGGGAGAGCAAAGGCCUUGUGCACAUUGUGCUGCAUGAGAUUAGGUUGCGCUGCCUGGGAUCACAUUAUUGGUGUAACAGGCAGAUACUGGGGUGCUGUAGGAGGAAUUCCCCUACAGAGAGUCUGGCCAUGCAGCUCACUGGCCCCUUGAGUUUGUUUGGGUGUGAACAGGACAGGUGAGUUUGUCAAGGGCCAGGUGAAGGAUGGGUUGCUUGUUCCAGAUCGGAUUGGCCUGGGUUUGCUGAUGGGAAGCCUCAUGUUCUCCUGCUGGCUGUUCCCACAGUGCCUUCGGGAGAAAAGAAGGAAAAAGAGCAUGAAGAAAGGUGUCAGCAGGGCAAGAUGAACUGUCCUGUCCUCGCUCACCUGCAGCCAGGCUGGGAAGUGAAGAGCUUUGCUAAUAGCUCUUCAUGUGAGACUUUGUGACAAAACACCUGAGGGCAGCUGGGAACCCUCAGUGUCCAUGGCCUCACUGGGUGCUGGGGCAGUUCUGUGUCCUUGGGAGGUGGGAUGGA